This is a messenger RNA of Cutaneotrichosporon cavernicola, 1692 nucleotides long. RefSeq lists its product as uncharacterized. The coding region runs from base 1 to 1692 and encodes 563 amino acids. Gene Ontology annotation, biological process: mRNA cis splicing, via spliceosome. The transcript has 5 exons. The record is from RefSeq and is a predicted model, not a curated record. NCBI's taxonomy places the organism in Eukaryota, Fungi, Basidiomycota, Tremellomycetes, Trichosporonales, Trichosporonaceae. Gene Ontology annotation, cellular component: precatalytic spliceosome. Gene Ontology annotation, molecular function: nucleic acid binding.
AUGUCGCUCUUCGCGGGCAUCAGCUUUACGAGCGACAAGGCAAAGGCUCUGGCUGCCGAGUCGGCCGCGGCCGCGGGAGCGCCAACACCACCUUCAUCCACGCCAGUACCUAAGCAACCUCCCCCGAGCCGCGCAGCGCUACAGUUCGCGCCACGCGCCAAGAAACCCCCGCCGAAGCCAACCUACUCUGCAGCACCAGUCAUCGCCGCACCGCCCACCAUCUCUGCCCCUCCUCCCCCUCCUCCAGAAGAUGGGGAAAACGAGAACGGGAACGAGCCCCGCGCGCCGGCCAUGACGUUGGCGUCGAAACGCCGACCAGACGCACAGCGCAAGAAGAAGAAGAAGAAACGCCGCGUCUACCACGCCUUCGACCCCGACGAGCCGUACGAUCCGGCCAGGCCUAACGAUCUCGGAGAGUACCAGGCCUACCGUGCGCGCUUGCGGUUGGAGCGCGGCGACUCGUCAAGUGAGAGUGAUACGCCGCGCCGCGAUGCACCGCGUCUCUGGGCCCCACCGAGGGAGUAUGCCGCAAAUGCCGUACCCGCUGCCGCGAACCCUUACCAGAACCAGAGGGAGAGGACGCCGCCGGAGGACGCUCAUGCCCGCCCCGUGGCGAUGGGAUCAGGAGAGGACAUUUAUGCUCGCCGUGCAGCGAUGAGCGCAACAGGUGACGACGCGUAUGCCAGGCGUGUGGCUAUGAGUGCCACUGGCGACGACGCAUAUGCUCGCCGGGCAGCCAUGUCUCAAUCCGGACCAGGUCUGCCAACACGGCCACCUGCAGCACAGGCUGGCCUUCCCCCUCCAGGACUGAUAACUGGCCUCCCGCCCCGCCCACCUGCGCCAGUACGGCCACCUUUCCCGCCACCAGUGCGGCCAGACGGCGCGAUGCCGUUCCCUCCACCCCCAAUGCCGCCGAUGCCACCAACGCGACCACCAGAAGCGGCUCUACCCACGCCACCUUUUCCGCCGCCAAUCGCUCGGCCAGCGCCGGCUGGACCACCACCAGCACCGGUGGACGACGCGUACGCAAAGGAGCUGGAGGCGAAGCGUGCGGCAGCCAUGGCCAUCGCGGCAAAGUUUGGAAUGGCGCCGCCAGCCCCCAAGGAACCGGAGGAGGAGGACGCCUCGGGCACCUUUGCCGAGAGGAUGAUGCGCAAGUGGGGCCACAAGGAGGGAUCAGGUCUCGGUGCUCGCGGCGAUGGCAUCACCGAAGCCCUCUCGGCGGAGCACGUCGCCGGGACUACGAAACUGAGCAAGCGCGCGGCAGCUAAAGCACGUGCGGCAAAAGCAAAUGGGCGCUGGGUACAAGCCCCGAACGCACGUGGUCGUAUUGUCGACGCGUCGUCUUCCGCCGCCAGGGAGGCAGAGGUGGAGAAACACGGCGAAGUUAGUCGCAUCGUCGUCCUCCUCAACACUGUUGAGACGGAGGAUGACGUCGACGAGACGCUCGCGGACGAUAUCGGCACUGAGGCGGGCAAGCAUGGGAUCGUGGAGCGCGUCGUACUGCAUAUUACGGAGCCGCCUGCUGAGGGUGAGGGAUGCCUGCGCGUCUUUGUCGUGUUCUCGGGGAUGGCAGGCGCGUGGCGCGCCGUCAAGGCCCUCGAAGGGCGGUUCUUUGGCGGGAGGACCAUCCACGCGCGAUACUUUGACGAGGAGCGCUUCGAGCGCGGCGAGCGUGAUGGCCCGCUGUAG